AUGUAUGUGUGGUAUCUUACAUCAGCAGAUCAUGCAGACGAUAAGCUAUUCCUCACGGACCUCACAGACAGCGCCAUUUAUAUUGGCGACAGCAGCGGACCGAACUUCUUCUCAUCUUCCUUCCAAAAGCUGAAUGUUUCUGGGGUUGAGGACCCAGUUGGUGUGGAUUACGAUUACAGGAAUGAAAUGGUGUACUGGACGGAUGAGAGUAGGGGGACAAUCAGUAGGGCUAAACUAGAUGGCUCAAUGCAGGAAGUAUUGGUUGAUGAGUUUGAAGGAGUUGGAUAUCCUGAAGGACUAGUAUUGGAUUUGGAGGAUGAACGAAUGAUUUGGACAGACACCUUACUUGAGAAGAUUGAAAGUGCAAACCUCGAUGGAUCAUCGAGGAAUACUAUCAUUCUCACCGGCCUUUACCUGCCAUGGAGUAUCACACUCUCCUACAAGAGAAAGAUGCUGUAUUGGACUGAGCACGGGGAUGGAGUGUUUAUUGGGGCAAAAAUUGAAAUGGCCACCAAGUAUGGUUUCAAUCGUCGCGUGCUUGUAUCAACUAACAUCUUGCAACCAAACGGCCUGGCACUAGAUAGUCAAGAACAGCGCCUAUACUGGACGGAAGGAUUUUAUGACGUCAUAGAAUCGAUAGAUCUCGACAAUUUAGAUCGUCAGGUGCAUGUCUAUGCAGUGUCUGGUAAUAUAUUACUUUGGGGAAUAUCCCUGUACUUCGAUUCAAUCUACUUUACUGAAUGGGGGUCUUCGAUGCUAUAUGAAGCUGAUCUUGGGGAAGAAGAAAUACGGAACGUGAGCGUCCAUGCAUUUCCUGUUCAUGUAAAAAUCUAUGCAAAUAUCACAUGCCCUGAUCCGAUCAAUUGCGAAGGCAACAGUACGUGUGAGCUGAUCGGAUAUGACAUACCGUCCUGUACUUGCCUGCCAGGAUAUAAUGGGUCAACAUGUAUGGAUGAAAUCACAUGCCCUCUACCUUCUAAUGAAAAUCCUAAUACCCAUUUUGUGGACCCCAGUCCGAUAUACUACAACGGCCAAGCUCUAGUUGAAGCCUGUGAUAACGGUAAAGAUGAAAGAACGCAUGUCUGCAAUGGUUUCACAGGCGAGUGGUACUCAACUACAUUAAUCUACUGCACUGAAUAUGGGGAUAAGAUAUUCCUCACGGACCUUGCAGACAGCGCCAUUUAUGUAGGGGACAACAGCGGACCGAACUUCUUCUCAUCUUCCUUCCGAAAGCUGAAUGUUUCUGGGGUUGAGGGCCCAGUUGGUGUGGAUUAUGAUUACAGGAAUGAAAUGGUCUACUGGACGGAUGAGAGUAGGAGGACAAUCAGUAGGGCUAAACUUGAUGGCUCAAUGCAGGAAGUAUUGGUUGAUGAAUUUGAAGGAUUUGGAUUUUAUAUCGACUCGUGUGCCUGA
Molecule: messenger RNA, 1413 nt
Organism: Lytechinus variegatus (green sea urchin)
Lineage: Eukaryota; Metazoa; Echinodermata; Echinoidea; Temnopleuroida; Toxopneustidae
Product: low-density lipoprotein receptor-related protein 4-like
Exons: 8
Coding region: 1-1413 (470 amino acids)
Source: RefSeq, a predicted model, not a curated record